Molecule: messenger RNA, 2502 nt
Organism: Acanthosepion pharaonis
Lineage: Eukaryota; Metazoa; Mollusca; Cephalopoda; Sepiida; Sepiidae
Source: the annotation of a GenBank genome assembly
AUGUCGCCGGAUCGGGCGCGCGCGCAGGCUGGCGAAAGAUCGAGGCAGGCUCGCCAUCGCCGCUGGCGUUCCGGUCGCGACGAACACCAUCAGCGCAUCGGCGAUCGCGGCAGCCAACCGAUCAGGAAUGGGGCGCGGUGCCAUGGCGGCGGGGGCCGGCCGAUCUCGGUCACGCCCACCACAUUUGGCGGGCGGGGUCAGCCUGCGGAACAGCAGUGGCGCCGGCCCGGCCUUGAUCGCCACCACAUGGAACCGACAGACAUCGGCUUCUUCCCCGCCUCGCGCGGCGCGCUCCUCACCAGACCGCCUCGGCCCCGCCACCGAGCGGCAUCCCUAUCGUCGGCAUCCCCGCCGCCGCGCGAUACGGUCGAUCGCAUCAUAAUCGCGCGCGGCCCGCCACCUCGAUCGCCAGCCGCUCCGCCUCGCCCGCCCGGCCGCCGCGCGCGAGCAGCAGCGCCGCCUCGUCGCGCAAGGCCGCACGCUGCAUGUCGGACAGCAGGAUGUUCGAUUGGCCAUGGUCGGCGAGCAGUCGGCCGAGCGACUGCACCGCCUCGCAUCGCCCCGGGCGAUCCGCGCCUCGAGGCCGGCGCGAUGCUCGCCAGAUUAUGGACGAUCCGCGCCGACGCGGCGGCAGCCAGCGCGCAGAUCGUUUGGUCGGGGGAUCGUUCAGCACCUGCGCGACUAGUGGCGACAGGCCGGGCUCGAAUGACCGCACCACCGUCUCCAGUGCGCGGCGCCGCUCGGCGACCGGUGCAUGGCGCAGGAUCGCGACCAGCAGAUCGAGCCUGUCAGGCGCGGAUAAUAGACCCGCCCAUCGAGCAGCCGCGCCAUCUCCCGCGCCGCCCACGCCGCGGAUGGGCAUCUUCGGCCCGACCAGCAAAGCCUUCGUCGCGCGCGAUGCCGGACGGACGCCCCACCACGCUCUCGUUCCAGCGGCCAGGAUCUGACCCAGCAUCAGCCCUAUCGGCCCCGCCACCCCGGGAUCGCGGCAGCGAAACCGCCAUGCAGAUCGGACCGCAACCACGCGUGAUAGGUCCAGCCAGUCAACAGCGCAUGGCCCAGCAGCGCCCAGCCCACGCCCAGUCCCGACAGCAUCGCCAUGCCGAUCCGGGCGAGGUCGAGGAUCGUCAGCGCCAGAUACCGCGCCGUCAUGGAACAAUAGCAAGCCGUGCAGCCGGGCAUCGCCGUCGGCCAGCGGCACCGCAGCGACGCCCGGGCCCGCCAGCCAUUCGCGGUCACUGCGGCGCGCGACAUGACGAACGCGCCGCUCACCCGAUGCGGCAAAGCGUCUCGAUCAUCGCGGGCGGCAGCAUGUCAGGCCGCCCAUACUCGCCCCCGUCACCGCCCCGCCGCGCAGCCAAGCACGCGCCCGUCCGGGCCCAGCCGGUAGCAGCUGCGCCAGCGCCCACGCCGCGCGGCGGGAUCGACCGAGGACAGCCGAGCCGCGGUCGCGAUGAUAUGGCCGGUGGUGCGCGGGUCGGUGGCGAUGCGGCGUUGCAGAUCGCGGUUGGUCCGCGUCAGCCGUUCAUGCGCAUCAGUCAUCGCCCGACAUCGCGCACGGCCUGUGCACCGCGCCGCAAUGCCUUGGCCAGAUGGCGUUUGCGCGACAGCGUCACCUCGCCGCCACCGCGACCACGCACCACAAUAGCGGCGGGAUCGACAGGUGCAGCAGCCAGUCAGAUAAUCCCGCUCGCUGCCAUCGCGGUGCGCCGCGAGCAACCAAAGGAGGAGGCGAUCACCGCCGCCGCGAUGCGGCCCCCGCGAUCCGGACGUUCCCGCCGCCACCGCGUCUUCCAGGCUGGCGCGCUCGUUCAGCAGUUCGGGGUCACCGCGGCGCCCCCGGGCUGCGUGUCGCAGCGCGCGGGCGAACGGUUGCUGCCCCGAAAAGCCGGGCCGGCUGAUCGAGGUCAGACCGCCCGACGCCUCGACCUUCCACCACAGGCCGAUAAGGUACGGUCAUCCCCGGGCUGGCAUUGGGGCCGUCACCGCCGAAGCGGUCGACCGUCCAUCCGCCAUGCCGGUCAGUUGUACCUCGCCCAGCGCCUCGCCGAGCAUCGCCUGCACCGUAUGGUUCUCGCGGUCGGCAAGCAGGAUGAGCGGUAUGCCCGUCGCAUCGCUGCGCAUAUGCUGCACAUAUUCGGCCUCGACCCGGUAGCUGAGCCCGAAGAGCGGAUAACGGCGGCGGAUCAGAUAAUCGAGGCCACCGGCCAGCGUCACGCUCCCCGAACUCAGGCGAUAGACGCCGCCCAGCGCUGCGCGCGACAGAUAACCACCGGCGAGCACCUGCGCCGGCGUGACAUAAUCGGGCAUGUGGCGGGUCAGCGCCACGGAACUGGGCCUCAGCCGGACCGCCGGUCAACAGCGCCGCCGCCGGUCACCCCGUCGUCGAGCGCCGGGGCGGCCAACAACUGGAGCCGCGCAGCAUCGCUGAGCGCGACCGCCAGACCAGCAUCGAUCACCGAUGCCGUCUCGCUGACUGGCCGCCCCCCUUCGGCCAGCUGA